Messenger RNA from Macrosiphum euphorbiae (potato aphid), 1992 nucleotides. Lineage: Eukaryota; Metazoa; Arthropoda; Insecta; Hemiptera; Aphididae. The record is from the annotation of a GenBank genome assembly.
AUGUCGAGUAACCGCUCUAAGAGAAGGAAAAUUAAGAAAGAACUUGACCUUAUCAGUAAUAUAUAUUCGAAAAAUGAACCAGUCAUAAGUAUUGAAACCGACAGCUGUGAAAAUGAAAUUACUGAAUCUAUUGAUUACCAUUCACCAAAAACAACAAACUUAAACUCUGAUCCUCAAAUAGUUGAUUCGUCUUAUGAGAACACCGUAACACAUAUCCAAGAGAAUCUAAAUGUGAUAGGGAAACAACAAAUACCAUUACUAUCAGUCAUUGUAGAAAAUAAAUUAAAUAAUAAUUUUGAGAAAGACCUUGCUGUGUGGGCAGUAGAUUGCAAUGUUCCACAAUCAACUGUAAACAGUUCACUACAUUUAAUGAAAAUGUAUGAUAAUAUAAAUACAAAAACUUUGCCAAGAGAUUGUCGUACACUUUUAGCUACACCACGAUUAAGUGGUACAAAGCUUCGAUAUAUUGCUCCAGGGGAGUAUUAUCAUUUUGGAUUAACUGCUGGUAUACAAAGAUUUGCAUCACCUGAAUUCAGUGAUAUACACCUGUUUAUAAGUGUAGAUGGUUUGCCUUUAACAAAAAACACUAAUAGUCAAUUUUGGCCCAUAUUGGCUUACAUUGUUGGUACCAGUAAAAUUGUUUUUCCAGUGGGCAUUUAUCAUGGUUUCACUAAACCCAAAGAUAGUGAUGAGUUUUUAUCAGAUUUUAUUGUUGAAGCUAAAGAUUUAUUAAGUAAUGGGAUUAUAAUAAAUGGUGUAAAUAGAAAAGUAUUUAUCAAAGGUUUUGUGUGCGAUUCCCCUGCAAAGUCAUUUCUGCUGAAAACGAAAGGACAUUCGGGCUUUUCAUCAUGUAAUCGAUGUACUGUAGAAGGGGAAUAUUUUCAAAACAGGGUAUGUUUUCCAUAUUCUAGAAACAAAUGUCCUAAAAGAACUCAUGAAUCAUAUGCACAAAUGAUGUAUGAAGACUAUCAUAUUGGUGGUAGUAUUUCAAGACUUAUUGAACUGCCUGGAUUAAACUUAGUUCAAUCAUUUAGUCUUGAUUAUAUGCACUUAGUUUUAAUUGGAGUUACCCGUAAACUUGUAUUGUUAUGGUUGCACAAGGGACCAUUGCAUGUACGUCUACCUAGUCGAUCUGCACAUAAAUUAACAGCUUCAUUACUAUCUUUAAAAAAAUAUAUUCCUUCAGAUUUUUCAAGGAAACCCAGGGAAAUUCAGGACAUAGGUAGGUGGAAAGCGACUGAGUUAAGAUUAUUUUUACUGUAUAUUGGACCCAUUGUACUUGAAGGUGUUAUUAAUAAGGAUUGUUACGAUCAUUUCAUGAUUCUACAUGUUGCCAUGAUCAUACUUUUGAGUCCAACCCGCCAAUGUUAUUUAGACUAUGCUGAACAACUGCUAGAUUACUUUGUUGAGAAAUUUGAAAAUCUUUAUGGCUAUCAACAUGUAUCUCAUAACGUUCACGGGCUUUUGCACUUAUGUGAUGAUUAUCAACAUUUUGGCCCCCUUGACAACUGUAGCGCCUUUGUGUUUGAAAAUUAUAUGAAAAACUUAAAAUCCAAAGUCCGCAAAAAUGAGAAACCACUAGAACAGCUAAUAAACAGAUAUUCUGAAAUAUAUAUUCAACAUCCACAUAAUAUACUAAGUGAUACAAAUACAUGUGUAGUAUUAUCAAAACCUCAUAGAAAUGGUCCAUUAAUUGGCAGUAACAAUACGAUAAUUCAGUACAAAAAAUGUACCAUUAAUAAUAUAAAUAUCAACAUAAAUACAUCUCAAGAUAACUAUAUAUUGAUUGAAAGUGGAGAUGUUGUUAAAUGUUUAAAUGUUGUUAAAAAUGAAGAUAGUAGUAUAUCACUUAUUGGGAAAUUGUUUAAAAAAAAACAACAAUUUUAUAAUAAUCCUGUCGAUUCAUCAUUAUUUGAUAUAUAUUUUGUAGAUCAACUUAGUGAAGAGUUAAAUGAAUGGAAUAUAAAUAAUGUAAAAAAAAAGUUAUGGUAG